CAGUCUCGGGGAUAAAAUGUUGAACACCUAUGUUGUGAGUGCCAGCAUUGAAAAUGUAUCAAUUCACCACCUCAGUGAGCCAGUGAAUAUUAUCCUACAGCAUAUAAAACCAAAUAGGAACAAAUCUACAGAGCACUGUGUGUUUUGGGACUUUAUGAAGAACAAUGGACUGGGUGGCUGGAAUACAUCAGGGUGUGAAGUGAAACACAGAAAUAUGUAUUACACAAUCUGUCAUUGUAACCAUCUUACCCAUUUUGGAGUGUUGCUGGACUUAACCCGGAGAGAGACAGAUGGUGUGAAUCAUCGCAUAUUAACUCUGAUAACCUAUGCAGGAUGUGGAGCCUCUGCCCUGUGCUUGGGGGUAGUGCUGGUGAUGCACCUAACUCUUGACAAGCUUCGCAGAGAUUAUCCUUCAAAAAUCCUGCUAAAUCUCUGCACUGCACUGCUGAUGCUAAACCUGGUAUUCCUGGUCAAUUCCUGGCUGUCGUCAUUUAACAACCAUGGCCUGUGUAUCACAGUGGCUGUGUUCCUUCAUUAUUUUCUGCUUGCAGCCUUCACAUGGAUGGGCCUGGAAUCGCUUCACAUGUACUUUGCUUUCAUCAAAGUCUUCAGUCUAUACAUUCCAAACUAUAUACUGAAAUUCUGCAUUGCUGGGUGGGGGAUACCAGCUGUUGUAGUUGCUACUCUCCUCAUUAUAAAUGUGGACUUUUAUGGCAACGGAUCAGUUUCUAAAAACCGGAACUCAUUCACUUUUUUUUGCUGGAUUCAAGAUGAUGUUGUCUUUUACAUCUCCGUUGUCGCCUAUUUCUGCUUAAUAUUUCUGAUUAACAUAAUGAUGUUCAUCAAUGUUCUUCUUCAAAUUCGUAUCGUGAAAUCAAAGCAGCAAAUAAAAUCCAAGAACUGGAAGCAGGGCUUUCUCCAUGAUCUGCGGAGCACGGUCAGCCUGACAUUCUUACUCGGCUUAACCUGGGGUUUUGCCUUUUUUGCCUGGGGAUCAGCAAGGAUUUUUUUCUUGUAUGUCUUCACCAUUUGUAACACACUGCAAGGGCUUUUUAUCUUUGUAUAUCAUUGCCUGAUGAAAGAGACAGUGAGGAAGCAGUGCCAAGUGCACUUUUGCUGGGGGAAGUUUCGGCUCAAUAAUUAUUCUGAUUGGAGCAGGGCAGGAACAUCUGCUGGAUAUAAACCAAGAAAUUUAGAGCAUAAACUAUCAUCGCAUUCUUUGAAAUCAACCAAGUCUCUGAAGUCUAAUGCAACAAGCUCAACUUCCAAUGGUUCAGGCUCCUUACCGGAGACAUCUUUGGAUAUGGACUUGAGAGCAGCUGAGGUGCAAUACAACCCGGGCUCUGUAACUCCAUCUGCUUAUCAGUGAAAACAUCCUCGGGCAAGAAGAAUAUCACCUGUGGAUAUAUAACUGCACAGUACACAGAAAACUAAGUUUUUGCAGUGAUACCCAACCUAUUUUUUUCUGCUUAGCUGAAGACUGUCUAUUUUGUGGCCUGUACAAAUAAAUGUUUAUCCUAGUAUUUAUUUAAUUAUAAAAUAAGCAUUCUGAAGAUUGUUAUAGGGCUAAAGUCCUGCUCAUGCAACCCUUUUGGCUUCAAGGGGUUGCAUUCCUGCACAUGUGGGGAGAAUUUGGCCCUCUCGUGUGUGUGGUGGUUGCAGUAUCAAGCCCCUGAUGUUAAGUCUUGAUUUCAUAAUGGAAUGCUGCUGAAUGAUGAUGUAUGUGACACAAAGAUCCAUUAAUGAUUUUUGUAACUGUCUGAUUUAAUUGUUAAUUAGCAUCAGCAUAUCAAACCAUUUUCGGAUCCAAAAGCUAUACUUAACUUACAAUUAAUAAAAUGCAGAACUGGUAAAAAACAUAGGCUUGGAGUUUCCCAGUAAGAAGAGCAUGAAACAAUAACCCUGGAUGUAU
Messenger RNA from Trachemys scripta elegans, 1912 nucleotides. RefSeq names its product adhesion G-protein coupled receptor G4-like. Gene Ontology annotation, molecular function: G protein-coupled receptor activity. Gene Ontology annotation, biological process: adenylate cyclase-activating G protein-coupled receptor signaling pathway; cell surface receptor signaling pathway. The coding region runs from base 17 to 1369 and encodes 450 amino acids. The record is from RefSeq and is a predicted model, not a curated record. Lineage: Eukaryota; Metazoa; Chordata; Testudines; Emydidae. The transcript is spliced from 10 exons. Gene Ontology annotation, cellular component: membrane.